AUGCCAGGUGGCGACGCAGCGCAGACAUCCGGAUUCGUGUUCGCUCGAGACGCAAGUGUGUGUACAUGUACACACAGGCGCAGUCAGAAUCAAGAUCUCUGUUUAUGCACUGUGUGUUGCAGCUACUGUGGACAAGCUGCACGCCGUGCUUGCGAUACGAGGCAGCGGAAUCUCGGACCCGACCAAAUCGGAUCCAAGACGCAGAGAGGUGGGCAUGUGACACACACACACUGCACCGAUGAGAUGCGCAUGUGCGAUUGCCUGUCUUUCUGUGUGUCUUUGUGGUGUCUGUCUAUCAGGGCAUGAUACUGUCAUUUCUCGACAGGCUGCUGAGGAGGGCACAAAGUGGGAUAUCGACAGAUGGACAGCAGAUACGAUCCCGCCUAUCGGUCGGUGAGGCGGCAGAGCAUACGUCCGCCCCUCCCUCCCUUGCUUAUCCUUCCUCUGGUGCAACUGCCUGUCUGCAGCAGCCGUGA
Molecule: messenger RNA, 476 nt
Organism: Vitrella brassicaformis
Lineage: Eukaryota; Vitrellaceae
Source: the annotation of a GenBank genome assembly